Molecule: messenger RNA, 6409 nt
Organism: Mizuhopecten yessoensis (Yesso scallop)
Lineage: Eukaryota; Metazoa; Mollusca; Bivalvia; Pectinida; Pectinidae
Product: serine/arginine repetitive matrix protein 1-like
Exons: 7
Coding region: 703-5217 (1504 amino acids)
Source: RefSeq, a predicted model, not a curated record
GUGUCGAAAAGAUGGUGUAUAUUUUAAUUAUCUAAUCCCAUGCCACACAUACGCUUUACAAUCAAUAAUGAGAUACAAUUGAUCCCAGCAGCCAAUCAGAUCUGUCCUACAAGAGAAUAAACUCUUCUGCUAAUGAGAUACGAAAGCAUAUUCAACAUAUUUAUACCAGUCCAGGGUAAUCAGGAGCUAAUACAUACCGAGGCGUGUGUCGGCUUUACAAACUAAAUGUGUUGUGCCUGGUCUGGUUGCGUGAAUGUUUACCAUCUUUUGGUUAGGGCUAAAUCCUCUACUUUGAUUUGCCUGAAAUGAAGCAUUGUUAUAACUGAACAUCAGUAUUCUUUUUACCUGUGGGAGAUAAUCACCAUAUCACGUGUGCUUCGUAAACCAGAACAGUAAAGUAGCGAUUCGACGACAUCAGAACGACAACGACGUUUCGAGCCGACCCUGAGUGGUGAGAUGUGCACCAAAUUGACCUGUGCAACAGUAACGCAAUACAUGUCAAUGAUAUGUAUUUAGGGAUAAUUGUCGCUAUAGUAACGAUGUUAUUAUUGUAGUGAUUAUUUAUGAUGUUUACCUCAACAAACUUUCGGAAAAAUGAUUCUAUGUCCCAGCAACCAUCGUUUGAAUUAAUACAACAUUUAGAUCUACAAAUAUUGAUAGGAAGACACAUCUGACGAUAGCUGACAACAGGAGUUCUUUAUCAUGAAUAUUUGGAUAAUUACUGUAACUUUGCUACUACACAUCACGCCCUGCUACUUACAACAAAAAUCAGGAUGGUGGAAUGGUCAGGCCUCGCCCACGACUAGCCACAACAGCCGCACACCGACCUCAGGCAGUCACCCAGGCGGUCAAGUUGUAAAUCCAUCCUGGAACGAAGCUCCUAAGUCAUGGCCAAACACAGAACCAUCGGGUUGGUCAGCGUCUCAAAAGAGGCAAGUGACUGUCAAACCUAGAAACAUGAACGGUCCUCCGUCUAGUAGACAUAGACCUCAAACUACCAGACGACCACGGCCAGGUGAGAAAAAUGGUGUUCGUAAUAAUAACUGGAAACCAAGCGUCUAUCGAUAUCAACAUGGAAAAAAACCCGCAUCGCCCAAAUGGUCCGUAAAAUCGGGGACGCCGACGUGGAACGCGCCAGGAAUGCAAGGUGUUCCACCUCCAAAACGAAAAUGGGGGAAUUCUUGGGGUCAAAAUAGAGAACCUGGUCACAAGAUAAAGAAUGUUCCUAAACCCCACGAGUUAGUGAAAGGGUGGUCGACUACUGGAACACAAGCAUUGUGGACGGAUCAGGGCGAUCCUAAAAAUGCUCCUGCGACAACAUCACAAUCUCAAAGACCCGCUUGGAUGAAGAAACGACCAGCAACUCCCACAACACAUCAGACAAAUAAAGGCAAAGUAUACCAUUCCAAUGGCCCUAGGAGACCUCCAUAUCAACAGCGCCGCACCGGGUAUACGCCCAAGCCAUACCCACAGACGGGUUAUACACCUAAACCACCUUUCCCUAGGACUGGAUAUACUCCUAAACCAUAUCAUCGGGCAUCUGGCAACCCACACGAGAGACAUCCAUCGCGCAAACCUUCAAAUUACCAGAAUGAUAAAAGACAUCGAUCAUCAAAUCAUCCGAGAGAUAACCCUUCAAGAAAUCCCCAAUAUCACAGAGAAACUCCAAUGAAUAAGGUAACAUCACCUCCACCACAACGUAGACAUGACAAAAUCACCGGAUUUUCAACACCUCCACGGUUCGAUAGCCCAAAGCCUCGAGAUCCAGUGACAACCAGUCGUGGGCCUAGCAGACCCAUAACACACAAAUCCACAUGGGCAGAAUCUUCCCGUCCAAAGACUGCCAGUGGUGGACGUUUUGAACCAAGCCGAGGAGAAACUUUCCAUCGUGCAGAACCAAAGCGUGUUGACGCUUUUCAUCAAAACGAACCGCGACAAAAGGAGACAGUUCCGCGUAGGAAUUCUAGCCAUAGACAAAUCGGCUUUCCGAAAGAGCGUCAACAAAGCAAUUCUUUUCAACCAAAAGAACCAAGAUCCAGAAAAGCCGAUCCUCGAAAAGAGCGUACACGGAGCAAAACCUUUACAGACAUUAAACCCAGCCGAAGCAAUUCUGUUUAUCGUAAGAUAGAAGCAGUACAUGUUGAUCCACCACCAACAUCGCCAAACGUUAUCGUUACCCACGAGCCAAUACCAUCAGCGCGACCGAACCGCAUCAGUAACACUCCAAAGACUGAUUCAGCCCAUCUCAGUAGUGUAGCGUCCUCACACAAAGAUCCAACACUCAGCGAUACAUUCCUCCACCUUGAUGCUAGAGAAAGCAAUACAAUAAAACCCACCGAAAUUGGCCAUAUUGAAAUAUAUACUCAAACAGAGCCAACCCACAGCACCACAAUUGCACCAACAGAAUCAGUUCACAUCGAUUCUCACACUAGUAAGCAGAAAUCAAGUCCCAAAGGAGAAACUUUAGGCAUGGAAGCACAAACAACACAAGCUAUUAUGUUUGAAACAGCGACAUCGCAGACAACUACGGAAAUACUGCAUAUUAACGAUAUUACGGAUAUAACAAACACUCCAAUUCCACAGGAGUCAGUUCAGAUAGCGGUGGAUAUCAAGCCAAUUAACCCCACUAAAGCUGCAGAACCAGAAUAUAAGAGAGAUCCGAUUACAGAGAAAAUAAUAGCGGAACUUAAACGGAAACUCAAAAUCAUGUCCUCGUCAAACUAUAGAAAAUCUACCUCAGAUCAACCUGACGGAAAUGUAAGCGUGUCUGUGUUGGAAGUUAUGCAACAGCAACAAAAGCCUUCUACUGAUCCACAAAAAAAACCGGUGGCGUCAAAAACAAGAGAGAACUCUAUUGCAAAGGAUUCGCAUCAUGUUCCAGCAAGUCAGCCUAAACAAGGCCGGAAAAGUAAUACAGAAAGACGAACUCUUCCCGAUGGUCAUCCGGAACGCAGUAGGAGUAGGAGUAGGAGUGAGCCCGAUAUGUCCCAGAUAUUACAUACGGAAAGACCACCUCCACCAGAGCGAACGUCUCAUGCCGGUAAUGGUGGAUACCAGUCAGAAUUCGCACAUAAUACCGACAUCCAUCAUGAAGAAGUGGUACAGCCAAGACGUACGAAAUCGCGGCGAAUUCCGGAUACCUUGGAAACACCUCACCGUGAACGGUCACAUAGACAAUCAAAAUCUCAUCCGAACGAACGACAUAGUAGUUCUCAUUCAAGCAGGAAUACUAUGGAUCGUAAUGCCAAUGUAGAACCCGCUCAUCCUCGCGACCAACUCCCAGAAGAGAGAGUGAGAUCUAACCGGCGUAAAGCAGAUAUCCAUGAAGUAGGAUAUUAUGAGGGCGUGACUGGGGUUCGACAAAAGCCAACUUCCCAUCCAGAUGAUUUAAGACAUCCUCCACGUACGGGACGUCGUCGUGUUGACCGACGUCACAAUCCAAAAGAGCAUAUGCCAGAUAGACGCACUGUUGAGCCAACAAUAGAAUUUAUUGGGGAACAGCAUACAGACAAUCAUAAAGCAAGAAAAACUGGUAGAAAAAGACACUUGCUAGACCCAAGACCGGCACCAAUCCCUCCUCGUGAUUUAAAAACUCCAGGAAUACAGGCUGAGCCAGGAGAGUUACUGUCAGUAUAUGAUAGUAAGACAGACACUUUUAUUGAGUCGCCACCCAAUUUCACUCCACGCCCGAAGAGUGAGGGUGAUCUUUGGGGUAAAAGUCAACCAACCCCACCACCUCCGCAUGCCCCACCCCCUCCGCAUGCCCCAUCAGCACACGAGCCGCCACCGGAUCACUGGAGAUCUAAUCCUCAUGCAACCAAUCCACAUGUAGCGCCACCGAGCCGUCAUAUACCAGCACCAGACCCCUAUGCACCACCACCUGACCCCCGUGCUCCGCCACCUUCGGCUUAUUCUAAUGAUGACGGUUGGUCAAGGCGCCAUCCCGGUUAUUCUCCUGGAGCAGCAAAUGCAUUCACAAAUCGGCACGCUUCAGUAAAUACCGAUUUACAUAUGUCUGAACAACAAGGCUACGCGCCAGAACCAUAUCGAAGCCAUCCUCCACAAGGACCUCAUCCUUAUGAGUAUCAAGGAGGUCCACAGGCAUCAUACCCACAAGGCAGUCCACCAGACCCUUACCCACCAGCUGGUCCAACGGAUCCUUAUCAUCAAGCCGGCCCACCAGAUUCCUAUCCAGCAGCAAAUCAACCAGGACCGUAUUAUCCAGAUCCGCAUGCACACCAUCCACCGCCAUAUGCGGAUGCCCCACCUGUGGGCCUGGUCGAUCCCUACGGUCCCCCUCCACCACCUCCAACCGUGGGCCCGCGUCCGUUAUAUCAUACCCCUGCCACCAUACCGACAACCACUGACGACGAUCACGUGAUAGUUCCAGCAGUCAGGGGUAAUGCAUGGUAUCCCACAGCACAUCCAUCGGUCGGUCAGCACCCCCCGGCUUACCAUACAACACCAUCACCAAUGACAAACUUUAACCCUUAUCCGGGACCACCGUACGCUCCACAUCCUCCAGAAGGAAGACCUCCACCGGUAUAUGAUGCACCAAUGUUUAACCAGUACACGAUCAGAUAUCCGGAUGGAUCUGCCUCCAAAGAAGAAUACACUGAAGUGACUAGCGCUGUUCAGAGGAUAGUUAACUACGUGUAUGAAAGUACGUUGAGGGAAUACAAGAUCGCUGACUACUUCGUCAUGGACAGAAAUACGGACAGUUUCGCCAUACGGAUAGCAAAGGACAUGUGCUACGUCGGUACUCUAGACUCGGCCAUUCUUGAUUCUUUUACGGAAUACACAAUGAAAACUAGAAAUGCAACAAAAGCAGUGCUCUACAGCAACGAUCGACUGUUCUUCUUCAAGGAGAUAGAACAGGUGUUGUUUAGUGACGUCAACAGCACACGGGGCGGUUACAUUGCUGGCUCGUGCGGGGACGCGUUCAUGUUCACAGUUAGGAUGGUUAAACCCAGAAUUAUACACAUGAAUGAUGGCUCAAUACUACCGGGAAGCACGUGUCCUUACGGUGCACCACUGAAGGAUCCACGUGGUCUGGUCACUUCCUGUAAAUCAGGUUACUGUGAGUCACGUGACCACGCGUGCGACGCUACCCGCCAUAUAUGUUGUCCUAAGAUGCCGACAUCGACCAGAUGUAUGAGCCUUUCGAUAGGGAAGUUCUGCGUCACCUACUCCCCAAACAACGUCAUCAUUAACUAAGGAAACGGACACAUUGGGGGUGUCUAAGGGGUAUCAUAUUCACCGCCGUAUCUUGACGGCUGAUUUCUCAAAGGCUUAAUAAAGAUAUUAAACUUUCGACGGGAAUCGACGACAGCUCUGUUUGGUAGAGCCAUGCGAGGACUAGCACAGACGAGUGUGCUGGUGGGAUACUUUACCUAUAAUUCUCUACAGACGAUAAGUAGGACAGUUCCUACCUCAACAUGUCUUUAUUUUACCCUGUAGUUGUCUCGCUGGACAUGUAGCCUUCAGAAAGUGUACCUUUAUUGGACGACCUGUAUUCUGGUCAGGAAUGGCUGACAAAACAAUCACAGACAAAUCGUUGACGUUACAUGAUACAAUUGAAAGCACAAAUACCAAUAGCAUUAAUAUUGAUUUUAUAUGAUCUAGUACCAGUAGGUUAUUUUCAUAAGUGACGUUUCAAGCAACAGUAGUUGAAUUUGUGUUAAUACCUGUAUUCCCCCGGCAAGAAGCCGUCGUGACAAUCGAUUGAAGGAUUCGUAGUUUCACCAAUGUGUUUCUGUACGACUGUUGGUCUCCGAUGGAGACAGACAUUCAACAACGACAGUCACUAAUGUUCUUUUUACAGAAAAGUUAACGAACGCUGCACUCCCAGCCGAAAAGUACCGGAGAAAGAAGAGACACCAGUUCAAGUGUGUCUUUCUGAGCAAUGGACCUUCUCACCGUCCUAUAGACCUUAUAAACAGGAGUAUCUGCUGUCAGAGCAGUAUCAACGUUAUUCCUGACAAAGCCUCGUGUGUACCUGUAUAUUGAACCAUGAAAUAGAGUUUAUUUGAUACUUGGCAGGAGAAGGCUGUUCAAAUAGUAUAUUACAGGUGAUGUAUAAUUGUUGCAUUGUUUUGUAUCAUUUGCGUUAAUGAUACAAUGGAUAGUUCUAUAUAACAAAAAUAGACAAUUUAAAUGUAGUGUAUGUAGUCGUACUUAACGGAUUCACUCACAUGGUACUUCUCGGUACUGGUAGUAGUACCUUACGAGCCUAUGCAUAAUGACCUCUGGGAAAGUGCUCUCCAUUGAGUACUCAUUAGGUUGUAGUACCGUUAGUUUCGAUGCAGAGUACACGUGACGUAUGUCCGUGAUCUAGUAUUUAAUAUCACAUAGCAAAUUUGGACUAGGAACAUUGAUUAAAAAUGUGAAAAUAAAAAGUAGGAAACAA